AUGAGAAAAGGAAAGAAAACUCUUUAAGUUGAAGAGAAUGGUAUUCGUUCUAUUGUUAAUUAAAAUAAAUAAAGUAUAUCAGAUACUAUCUAUGAAAAAUUGUCAUACUGCAUUAACUCAGGUUAAAAUAUUACUCCUAAUUAAUUUGCCAGAAAAUGGUUAACUUACAAUUCAACAUUUCGUACAGAUAAUAUUUUGGCUGGUUAAAUUGAUUAAACUUAGAAAGUAAGUUAUGAUGUAAGAAAUUAAAAUUACAAUUACCAUUUAAUGAAUGCUAACUUGUUGAAAAGUAAUAAUUGGAAUUACAAGAUUAUGAGUAACUCUAUAUAAUUAAUAAUUAGCUAAAUUUGCAUAAAAUGCAUUAUAAAAGGAUGUAGACACUAUACAUUUGUUAGGUUAUAUGUAAACAAUUUUGUAAGGGUACUUUUCUUAAGUAGAUUAAUCUAUGAUUACAAAAGUUAUACAUUUUGAACAUUUAGGGCCUCUUUAAGCUUUUUUCUAUACAAAAACAGAUAAAAAUAUAAAUCUUUUCUGGGAAGUAGCAAUUGAUAAAAUUCCAAAGAUUGGACGAUAUUCUAAUAUUUAGUAAGAAUUAUUAGGUUAUGAUUAUAUACAUACUAUUACAUUCAUAGAUUGUAGAUAUGAUGCCAAUAUUGAUAAUAAUGCUGGAAAAAUUAUUACUUCUUAUUAUUAAGAUGUAUAACAUGCUAUCCAUAGAUAAGAUUAUUAAUCUGUAAUUACAUCUUCAAAUCAUUAUUAAAUUAAGAAAAAUAAGACUUCGGAAUAUCUAUUUUCAAUUGAAGCUAAUGAUUUAGGUAGUAUGCAUGGGGAAUUGGUAUAUAGAACAAGAUCAAAUGAAAUUAUUAAAUGGUUACCUCACUCAUUUCCUACUGUUUAUUUGACUAAAUAAGAACAAAAAUCAUUUAUUUAUGAUGAAUCACUAUAAAGAUGGGUUAGUAAAGAUUAUGAAAUUAUUUAAUAAGCUAAGAAAAUGAGAGAAUAUUAAGCUAAAAUUAAUAAAGAUUUAUUAAGAAGAUAUGCUGAUUUUUCAUCAGCAGCAAAACUUGUUGAAUUAUUGCAAAGAGUUCCUAAUUUUAAAAUAAAAUUAACAGAAGAAGAAUAAUAGGUUGUUGGAUCAGAUGGAAAUGUAAUGGUUAUUGGUAGAAGUGGAACUGGAAAGACAACAUGUUCAAUUUUAAGAUUAUUUGCAAUGGAAACAUUAUUUAAAUUAAGAUUAGAAUUAUAUAAAUAGAAACAUGAAAAUGUACUUUAAAAUUAUAAUUAUGAUGAUUAAGAAGUAAAUAAUAAUAUUGGAUUACAUUGUGUAUUUGCAACUGCUAGUCCUGUAUUGACUACAGAAGUAAAAAGAUAUUAUGGAAAAUUAACAGCAUAAAUUAAGGCUGAAUUAGAAAAGAAGAAAUAGAAAGACAGAUUAAAACGUUUAUAAGAAUAAUAAGAAGCUUAAAAAUAAUCAAUUGAUAAUUAAUUUAAUUAAAGUACAGUUUAAUUUGUAGAUGCUAAAUAGGAUGAAGAAAAAUAUUUUGAAUAAUAAAUUGGAGGAAUCUAAUUAUAAAAAGAGUAAGAAGGAUUUUAAGAAGAAUUAAAUGAAGAAGAUUGGGAAUAAGAGGAAGAAAAAUUAAAAUAAGAAUUAAAUGCAUUUCAUUCAUUUGCUGAUAUGAAAGAUUAAGAUUUUCCAGCUUUUCUUACAAUUAAAAAAUUAGUAUUAUUAAUUGAUGGAUCAUUAGCAAAACCCUUCUUUUCUCGUACUUAAGAUAAUAAAAUUGUUAGUUCUGAUACUCAUGCUUAAUGGAGUACUGAAAAAACUGGAGUCAUAUUUAUAAACACUUAUAAAAAAGAUGAUGAUUAGGAUAUUGAAUAUGAUGAAGAAGAUUAUGAAGCCUUAUUUGAAGAUGAUGAAUAAAAUGUUGAUGAUUUGGAUGAAUAAUAACUUGAAGAAGAAUAUUAAAGACAAUUAUACUUAAUGAAUAAACCUUAAUUAUAAGCUAAAGUUGAUAGUAGUAAAUCUAAACUCUCUUAAGAAGUUGAUUUUGACUUUUUUAUUGAUAACUUUUGGUAUAGCAAAAACAAUAAAUACUAAAAUAGUAAUUUAAAUCCAUCAUUUGUCUGGACUUAAAUAUACUCUCAUCUUAAAGGGGCUGCAGCUAGUCACACAUAUCCAGGACAUUAUUUACCAAAGAGAGUAUAUUUGAGAUUAAAUAAAAAUGAUCAACUUUUUGAAGAUAUCUUUGAAUGUUAUAUUUUAUAUGAAAGAUGGAAGAUUCAACAAGGAUAUUAUGAUUUUAUGGAUGUAGUUAAUCAUAUUCUUGUUUAAUUAGUCUAUGGAAGAUGUAAUCUUAUACCAAUACAUUAUCUUAUGAUUGAUGAAUGUCAAGAUUUACCUCAUGCUGUUUUACUUUUGUUAUGUAAAAUAACUGAAUAAGGUUUAUUUUUUAGUGGAGAUACAGCUUAAAAUAUUGCAAAGGGAGUUGGAUUUAGAUUCUAAGAUUUGAAAUCCCUUUUUAAAAAACCUGAAAUUUCAUACAAUGCUAAAUAAAAUGAUUUGACAAUCCAUUAACUUACAAUCAAUUUUAGAUCUCACAAUAAUAUUUUAUAAUUAGCAAAUAGUUUAGUAUCCAUAUUAGAGAUCUUCUUUCCAAAUACAAUUGAUAAAUUGAAAAAAGAGAGAUCAAAUAUAUCAGGUCCAAAACCAAUAUUAGUAAAUGGUGAUAAAGAAGCAUUGUUCUACUUAUUAUCAGGAGAAACUACAGAUCAAAAAUAAUAAGUGGGAGAGAGAUUACCUAUUGAAUUUGGUUGCAAUUAAGUUGUUUUAGUAAAAGAUCAAGAAUCAAAGAAACAUAUUCCUUCUAUCUUAUAACAUGCUUUAGUAUUAACUAUUUAUGAAGCAAAAGGAUUAGAAUUUGAUGAUGUUAUUUUAUAUAAUUUCUUUUAAGAUCAUUUCAUAGGAGAUAGUCAAUGGAAAUUGUUAUAGACAUGUGAUGUUGUGGAUGAGGAAAUUUCUAAAGAGAAAUUUAAGGAUGGUUGUACUUAGCAUUAGACUUUAAAUGAUGAAGCAACCAUUUUUACAGGUUUUGAGGAAAAGAAUGGAAAUAUUAUAAUGAAAAGAAUCAUAACAUAAAACAAAUAUUAUGAUGAAUUAACUUAUAAUUAUAGUGCUUUAUGUAAUGAGAUUAAAUAAUUGUAUGUUGCUGUAACAAGGCCUCGAUAAAGAUUAAUAAUAUAUGAUGAAAAUUUAUAGGCUAGAUAAUAAAUAUAAAAUAUUUGGUAAAAACUUAAUUUGGUUGAUCAUUUUGUUGGAACAAAAGAAGAGGAUAAAAAUGUUGAAAGAUUUGCAAAAUAAACCUCUAAGGAAGAAUGGAAAAAAUAAGGUUUGAAGAUGUUUAGGAAUAAGUAUUAUGAAUAAGCUGAAAAAUGUUUUGAAUAAUCAUAGGAUGAAUUAUUAUAAAUAAAAGCAAGAGCAUUCAAAUUUGCAACAGAAGGAAAUACACUUAUAUAAAAAUAUUCCUAAUAUUCUUCUAGUACUAUGAAAAAGAAGGAAAAAAAAUAGCUUUUAGCAUAAACAAAAUAAGAAUAGAAAUAAAAGUUUACUGAAUCAGCUUAACUUUUCUUAAAAUUACAGAAUUACAAAUAAGCAGCUUAAUGUUAUUAUUCUGGUGAAAUGUAUUAGGAAGCAUUAACCAUUUAUGUUGAAUAGUAAAUGUUUAAUGAGGCUGGAGAAGCAGCUUAUAAAUGUGAAAAGUAUUCUGAAUCAGCUGAAUAUUUCUUGAAAUCUCAUGAUUUUAUAAGAGCAGUAGAUGCUUACGAAAAAGCUGAGUCUUAUGAUGAUAUAUUUAAAGUACUUCAUUAAUUAAGAGAUAAUAUACCAGUUGAAACUAGAUCAGCUUUUCUAAAGAAAUAUUUGCCAAUUGUUUUAAAUAAGAUGACAAAUUAGAUUGGAUAACUUGAAUAAGUUUAGGAAUAGCAAACAAAAAAUCAAGAAAAGAAACCACUUGUUAUAGAGGAAAGUUCUGAUGAAGAAGAAGAUGAUGAAGAUGAAUAAGAAGUAAUUAAACCUUAAUCAGAAUAGAUUAAAAAUGAAGAGGUAAAUGAAUAAUAAUAAUAAUAAUAAUAAUAAUAAUAAUAAUAAUAAUAAUAAUAAUAAUAAUAAUAAUAAUAAUAAUAAUAAUAAUAAUAAUAAUAAUAAUAAUAAUAAUAAUAAUAAUAAUAAUAAUAAUAAUAAUAAUAAUAAUAAUAAUAAUAAUAAUAAUAAUAAUAAUAAUAAUAAUAAUAAUAAUAAUAAUAAUAAUAAUAAUAAUAAUAAUAAUAAUAAUAAUAAUAAUAAUAAUAAUAAUAAUAAUAAUAAUAAUAAUAAUAAUAAUAAUAAUAAUAAUAAUAAUAAUAAUAAUAAUAAUAAUAAUAAUAAUAAUAAUAAUAAUAAUAAUAAUAAUAAUAAUAAUAAUAAUAAUAAUAAUAAUAAUAAUAAUAAUAAUAAUAAUAAUAAUAAUAAUAAUAAUAAUAAUAAUAAUAAUAAUAAUAAUAAUAAUAAUAAUAAUAAUAAUAAUAAUAAUAAUAAUAAUAAUAAUAAUAAUAAUAAUAAUAAUAAUAAUAAUAAUAAUAAUAAUAAUAAUAAUAAUAAUAAUAAUAAUAAUAAUAAUAAUAAUAAUAAUAAUAAUAAUAAUAAUAAUAAUAAUAAUAAUAAUAAUAAUAAUAAUAAUAAUAAUAAUAAUAAUAAUAAUAAUAAAUACUUUAAUAAAGUGAAGAAUAAUAAUAAGAAAAAAUUAUUGAGUUAAGUAGUUUAUUAAUAAAAUCACUUCCUGAUUAAUCAUAACCAUCUAUUUUAGUUAAAUAAGAAAGUAUGAAUAAUAAUUCUGAAGAUUCUUAAUCAUUUUCUGUAUAAAAUACUGAAAGCUUUUAGGUUGAAUAGAUUAAAGAUUAAAAUAGUAAGAUAAUAAGUAUUGCAGAAUCAGAAUCAUUUUAAGUAGAAAAAACACUAAAUGAGGAAGAUUAGGAGGAAUAAAAUUUUGAACAUUUAUCACACUUUGAUCCAGAAGAUUAAUGGUUAAAAAAUGAUAAUAAAUCAAUUAUUGAAUCUAUUGCAUCCAAAAAAAGUGAACAAUCAGAUUUUUCUGCUUUUUCAUAUGCUUAAAUUUAUACUAAUCCAAAUAUUUAAUUUGUAAAAACUAAAACUGAUAUCUUUAUUUAAGAUAAAAUAAUGUAAUAAAUAAUAAAGUAUAUUUCAAUGUUUUCAGAUGAAUUCAAAUAUUAAUUAUAUAAUUAAAGAAGUAAAUCUGCAUAAUUAAGUAAUAAAUAGAUUGAUUAACAUGAAUUUGAUUAUAUGGUUGAUUUCAUCUUAGAUUUAGAUUUGGUUGAUAUCUCCUUUAUUUAUUUGGUUUUAGAUAUUUUAGAAUAAUUCAAAAAUUACAAAUUAUGCAUUUUUGUUUGUAAUAGAUACAAAUUAGCUGAUCAAUUAGGUAGAUAUUUAGUAUCAAUUGCAACCACUUAUUCACCAAUUGCAUUACAAUCAGCUAGUUUAAAUGUUUAAUAUUUAAUUAAUGGAAAAUAAAGAUAAGCCUAAAUUGAUAAAGGUUUAGUUGCAGCAUUUGCAGUUCAUAAUGUUUUUGAAAAUAUUAAUCCAGAAUUUAUAACAUUAAAAUUUAAUGAUACUAAACUUACACCAUAAAAUUCAUUGGGUUUAGAAUGUUAUUCUUAAUUACUUUUAUUAGGAUUUUGGAAAAAGACUGCUUAUUAAAUGGAUGUUUAAAAUUCAUUAUUAGUUUGUAAAUUAUUUAUGGAUUUCAAAAAUUGGAGAUUUAUUUAUUAUAGCAAUUUAACACAUUAAGUUACUAAUAAAAUUGUAGAAAAUGAACAAAAUGAUAGAGAUUUAGCAUAGAUCUUAUAAACAACAUUAAUAUUAAUAUAAAAGAAGCUUGAUAUUUGUUUCUCAACAAUGGUAAGAGGAGUUGAUAUGUUAAUAUUUUCUUAUCCAAAAGAUUAAUAAGAGAUGGAUUUUGCAAUCAUUACUUUAGAGUAAUAUUAUAGUGAAUUAAUUACACAACUUGUUUUAAAUCAAAAGGCUCCCCAAGCUUUAUUUUAUAGAGCUAAUACUUUAGAUACUCAAAAAACUAUUAAAAUUGAAAUAAAUCCAAAGUAGAAUCUACCUAAAAUGUAUUCAUUGAGUGAAGAAGUACUAAAUUGUUUAAUAAAUAAAAUAGAAGUUCCUGAAGAUAUUUUAAAUAAAAUGUCUGAUAUUGUACUUGAUUACAAGAAUUUACAUGAUGAUUUAGAAAUUUAUCAAUCUGUAUUCCUACUUUUAUUUUAUUUCUAAUAUGUUGUACAUAAUUAAGGAUAAGUUAAAACACCAUCUUGGAUCACUUCAUUAGAUGUUAAAACAUAUUCUAAAUUAAUUAGAUCUUUUAGAUUUAUUAAUAAAGUAUUGAAUACAAAUGAAGAUUGUUUAUAAAGGUUAUAAAAGAUAUUUACUAGAAGUGUAUUAUUUUACUUUAAAAUAAGAUAACCAGAUAAUGUUGCUUUACUCAAACCAUAUUGUAAUUCAUUAAUAAUUCAUCGAUCAUCUGUUAUAAUAUAGAGUUUAAUUGAAAAUAGACAUAGUUUAUAAUUAAAAGGAAAUAAAAUUGUUUUAGAUGAUUAUUAUUUUGUAGAUAUUGAUUUUGAAUUCAUUAGUGCCCCAAGAUCUUCUGUGAUGUAUUUGAUCACUAAAAAAUUAAGCAAUGAAUUAAGUUCUGUCAAUUUUUUAAGAAAAAAUAUUUUUAUAGAAUAUCAUUUUGAUCAAUUGUAUCCACAUGAAUAUGAGGAUCAUUUUGAAAAUUUGAGUAUCUAUCUUUAUAACAAGUAAAAGUUAACUUAUUCACUUAAUAAAACUUAAUAAUUAAGAGAAAACACUAAUUUAUCAACAGUAGAUGAUUGGAUUAAGAAGGAAUAAUAAUAAAUAUAUCAAAAAAUAUCAGAAGACUUUAAAAUGAAACAUGGAUUUUAAUUUGAAAAAAUAGAGGAUUAUAUUGAUGUUAAAUUCUUGUUUGAGAAGCAUAAAGGUCCAUUUAAUCAAUAAAUUUAUCUUUUGAAAAAUCCUUAUUUAAAAUGUUUAUCAUCAGAAUCUAGACAUUAUAUAACAAAUUGGGCUUUAAAAAAGAUUAAUAAAUAGUUCAAUGAUUCUUAAACAUUCCAUUGUGCAAUGGUAAAAUUUAUUCUCUUAUUAAAUUAUGCUGAUAAUAAUCACAUCACUUAUUAAUACUUAAAUCAUAAAAUUGAAUAAGGAUAAUGUGAUAAAUAUGAACCUUAUCUUUAAUAUUUAGAAUGUUUAAUAUGUAAAAAGUUUAAUGUUAUAUCUGAUGCAACAGAACUUUACUUUUCCUACCAAGAAGUAAGAUAGGAUUUAAUUACUCCAGAUGAAUAAUAUUGUCAAUUAACAUAUUUAUUUAUAAAUAAUUUAGUUGGAUAUUUACUAAGAACUAAGAAUAAUUGUCAAAUCAAAAUUCCAAAUAGAUACUUUAUUUAUUUUGAUAAGAUUAUUUAAGAAAAUGAAUAGUCAUAUUUAUAUGAAACCAACUUUCAUCCUGUUUAAAAUUAGAAUGCACUAGCAAAAAUAAUAGAAUAAUUGGCAGAAUUAUAAAGAAAUUUACCUUCAAUUUACAGUUUUAAAAUAAUGUUGCUAAUCUACACAUUAGUACUAAACUUAAAUGAUGUUAAAGUAAAUGUAAUAAAUAGUAUUAAUUAAAUCAUCAAUGAUCUAACUAUUUAAGAGGAAGUAGAUUAAUAUAAUUAAAUUAUGAAAGCAGUCAAUUUACCUUAAAAAUAAAGAGCAGAUGUUCUAACUAUUAAUUCAAAUGCUAUCAAAUUAUUCUUUGCAUUAGAUGUUAGAUUGUACUCAUUAAAUGUUGUAAAUAAAUUAACAGAUUAAACUAUUGAACCUGCAUAUUAAAGUUGUUUAGAUGAAUGGUCAAAUUUAUAAAAGAAAAGUGAAAAUUUAGAAAAGUAAACAAAGAAAAUAAUUGCUGCAUUCAAGGAAAAGAAGAAAGUAGAAAAAUUCUUUAAACCUUAUUAAUUUGGAUUAGGUGAGUAUUAAUUGCCAAGGAAACUAAAGACAUCCAAAUAUGUUGAUAUAAUUAAUGAAUUUUCAAGAGUCAGAAAAAUCUUAUUAUCUACAUUUUACUCAAUGUUAUUGACAAAUUCAAUUGAUUUCCACUUUAUUUCUUAAAAAUUGAAACAUCUUGAACAAAAAGAAGAUGAAUUCUAUAGUUUAUGGAGAAAAUACUAUUCUAAAAAGAUGGUUAAAUAAGAAUUCAUUGAUAAUUAUGAUGAAUAAUAUAAGAAUGUUUCAAUAAUAAUUGAUACCUUAUUGGAAUGGCAAAGAAACAAUGUGACAUUUGAAUAAAAUGCUAAUAAAUUACUUGAAAGAAAUAGAAAAUUGUUAGCCUUAAAAUGGAUGAAUAAUAAAGCAGGUCUUGCAUUAUAAAAGAUUCAAAAGAGAAAAAAGGGAUUAAAGAGAUAAAAGUUAUAAGAAUAGAAGAAAUUAUUUAUGAAACUAUUCUGA
Messenger RNA from Paramecium pentaurelia, 8545 nucleotides. The record is from the annotation of a GenBank genome assembly. NCBI's taxonomy places the organism in Eukaryota, Ciliophora, Oligohymenophorea, Peniculida, Parameciidae.